CCAGCGAGCUGAAGCAGGAAGGAAGGAAGGCAGAAGAGAGGCAGGCAGGCAAGGCUGUGAAUGCUAACAAGUCGUCGUAGUCCUAGCAGCUCCGUAGGCAGGCGUUUAAUAAAACAUCCAGCCAUGGUGACGGACGGCAACGGCCACUGUUCAUAAAAACCUACUAUGCGCCAGCGCGGGCUUUGCAUUGGAAAGGCCGAAGACAGUCGACACGUUUUUUAAUCAAAUCCUCUUUUUUUUCUCCCCCCUCCGCUCGGUGAAAUGUAUCGCCACCAUACGGGAUUCACAUUCUGACAAUGGAGAUUGAAAAUAUCGUGGCCAACACGGUUCUCCUCAAGGCAAGGGAAGGUGGAGGAGGGAAACGGAACGGUCGCAGUAAGAAAUGGAAGGAGAUGUUAAAACUUCCCCACAUCAGCCUUUGUGAGGACCUGCGUCGCAGUAUUGAGAGGGACUACACCAGUCUAUGUGAGAGGCAGCCCAUCGGUCGGCUGUUGUUCCGUCAGUACUGUGACACCCGGCCAGAGCUGAAGCGCUGCAUUGAGUUCAUGGAUGCUGUGGCCGUGUACCAGCUAGCACCGGAUGAGAAGAGGAGGGACUACGGACUAAACGUUUUAGACACAUAUUUCAAUAACGGGUCGGCAGCCCAUCUGCCAGACAUACCUCAGGAUGUGGUGGCCGGGUGCAGGGAGAGGCUGGAGCAGAGUCCCUGCAAGGAGCUCUUCAAUGACUGCACCAAGAUAGUUCGAGAGUAUCUGAGCGGAGCACCCUUCUCCUCCUAUCAGGAGACCAUGUACUUCUCCCGCUUCCUUCAGUGGAAGUGGUUGGAGAGGCAACCAGUAACCAAAAAUACCUUCAGACAUUAUAGAGUACUAGGAAAAGGUGGAUUUGGUGAGGUUUGUGCCUGCCAAGUGCGUGCCACCGGUAAGAUGUACGCCUGUAAAAAGCUGGAAAAGAAACGAGUGAAGAAGAGAAAAGGUGAAGCAAUGGCACUAAACGAAAAACGCAUUUUAGAAAAAGUUAACAGUAGUUUUGUAGUUAGCCUAGCCUAUGCCUAUGAGACCAAGGAUGCCCUGUGCUUGGUGUUGACCAUUAUGAACGGCGGCGACCUGAAGUUUCACAUCUACAACAUGGGCAACUCUGGAUUUGAUGAACAGCGGGCCAUUUUUUAUGCGGCGGAGAUCUGCUGUGGCCUGGAAGACCUGCACCGUGAGAGGAUCGUCUACAGGGAUUUGAAACCUGAAAACAUCCUUCUGGAUGAUCGUGGUCACAUUCGCAUUUCAGACUUGGGCCUGGCUGUACAGAUCCCGGAUGGGGAGACGAUACGAGGGAGAGUGGGCACUGUUGGAUACAUGGCUCCUGAGGUGAUCCAGAAUGAGAGCUACACCUUCAGCCCAGACUGGUGGGGGCUGGGCUGCCUGAUCUUUGAGAUGAUCCAAGGCCAGUCGCCUUUCCGCAAGCGCAAGGAGCGUGUCAAGCGGGAGGAGGUAGACAGACGAGUGCGCGAGGACCAGGAAGAAUACUCUGACAAGUUCUCCGAGGAGGCAAAGGACAUCUGCAGACAACUGCUGGCCAAGGAUCCCAAAGAGCGGCUUGGAUGUCAGGGGCGUGGGGCAGUGGAGGUUAAGCAGCACCCUAUCUUCCGAAACAUCAACUUCAAACGCCUGGAGGCCAAUAUGCUAGACCCUCCCUUCAGUCCUGAUCCACGAGCAGUGUAUUGUAAAGACGUCCUGGACAUUGAGCAGUUCUCCACUGUCAAAGGCGUGAACCUUGACCCCACCGACGAUGACUUCUACCACAAGUUUGUCACAGGCAGUGUCUCCAUCCCCUGGCAGAAUGAGAUGAUCGAGAUGGAAUGCUUCAAAGAAAUUAAUGUCUACGAAACAGAUGGGACACUGUGCCCGGACCUGGACAUGAACCGGCCAAAUCCCCCACCAAAGAGAGGCUUCUUCUACCGCCUCUUCAGAAGAGAGGCAAGUGCUAGCGCUCCCGCGACUGUCCGAGGGGGUGGGGGCUAAGGUCUGUUUUAAGAGCGGUCAUAGUGACGAUGAGAACGAGGAGCCCUCGCGACUAUAAACCACUCCCCCCUUGUCUCCCACCCAGUGCCACCACCCUCCACAACCAACUCCACCUGAGCGCAGAUCUUAGGAACUCAGUGAAUGUUGACUUGUAUUUAUGAGCUGUAUUAAAAGUGUAUUAUAAUUAAAGAAAAAAAAGUAUGAGUUUAAAGAUUUUGUACAUUUGUACUUGAAUUUAUGUCUAGAUGUAUAUUUUCACUAAGGGUUGUAUUGUACAAAAAGCCAUAAAAGUACCACUUGAAUGCAUACAUAACAUUUUUAUUUUUUAUUUUUUGUCAUUUGGGAUGAGUAUGAAAAAUGUGUAUCAGACUUUUUUAAGAAGCACAGUACCAGUGGUCAUUUUAUUUUCUCAAUGUAGCAGAAGGCCUUCGUUUUAUAAAUGCUGUUUUUGUUUUGUUUUGUCGUAAUUGAUUUGGCCAAUGCGACAUGUUGUUUAGCACAUCGAGUUCACCCAAAUCCAAACCAACCCUAAGUUUGUGCACCUCAGCGCUCUUAAGUAGAUCUCAAAGAAACACAAGAAUUCAAAUGACCGGCGGAGAGAAUGAAACUCUAUCCAAUCCGAGGUCCCCAUGUCCAUGCCAUGGUAGUGAAGCCAGUCCAUUUGCUUUCCAAAUCUUCAGCUGGUCGGUCGGUCGAUUGAGGAACACACAUGGCUGGUUUGCAGCCGUGUUCCAUGAUAAUCCAUACCCCUGUCGUCAGCCCCGUAGGCAGGCAGUGUUGCCCUGUCAUGUUUGCUAUGACUUGUGUUUGAUUUAGGCUGCCGCGUUUGGAAAUUGGCAUCAGCAAACGGUCUCUCUUAGGAUCCUAUAGAUAUCAGGCUUUAACAGGCAUAGCGAGGAUUCAUUUUUGCCAAUCUCCUGGUCAAUACAUACAUCACAUCCAGUAUCGUUAAGAGAACAAAAGCAUUUAAUUCAGUUCAGUGAACCUGUUUCAUAUUACAAGGUGUUACAGUUAGCCCUGCCCACCACAGUGGCGCAGUGGUUAGCGCGGUUGCCCAUAAGCAAGAAGGUCCUGGGUUCGAGCCCCGGGGUAGUCCAACCUUGGGGGUCAUCCCAGGCCGUCCUCUGUGUGGAGUUUGCAUGUUCUCCCCGUGUUUGCAUGGGUUUGCUCCGGGUGCUCCAGUUUCCUCCCACAGUCCAAAGACAUGUCGGUCAGGUGAAUCGGCCAUACUAAAUUGUCACUAGGUGUGAAUGGGUAUGUGUGUGUGUGUGGGUCCUGUGAUGGCCUGGCGGCCUGUCCAGGGUGUCUCCCCACUUGCCGCCCAAUGACUGCUGGGAUAGGCUCCAGCAUCCCCGAGAGCAGGAUAAGCUGUUUGGAUAAUGGACAGUUAGCCCCCUACUAGUUAUUAUUAAGGUGCAAAAAGAUCCAGAUGAUCAAACGAUAUUUGAUGGGAAUACAGUUGCUUAGUAAAUGUCCACUCAGGAGAAACAAAAAAAAGUUGUUAAUUUACUUUGAAAUACAUUUUCGCUGGUCAAAUGCUCUCUUGCUGUCCAUCUUGGCUUUGGAUAGUUUUACCAUAGAUUUACUGUGACAGUAUCUGCAUGUGUAGUGCCAAAAAAAUUUUAGCUCGUAAUGUCAAGUUGUUUGAGAGAGAAACAGACUUGGCUUCGGCUGAGAUGGAGGGAACCGUCAACAUGGAUUGAAAGACAAAAUUUGUCCCAUAGUCGAGACUUAAUGGCUUAAUCUAGACGACGUCCAACCAACUUGCAUUGCCUCAUGCUAGUAGUUUUGGCAUAGAAUCCAAACAGUUUAGUUGGACCCCUCUUACCUUACUGCUGUUUUUUUGUUUUUGUGGUCCUAGUACCCGUUAUCUGCCAAACAACUAAUCCACUACACCAACCGUACCCAGAGGCAUUAGCUGUGUUUGUGCAACAGGGAAAAAAAAGAAGUUACUAGAGAAGAAUUAAUCCCUAACUGUUCCAUUAAAACGUUGCUCUUCUAUAGGAAUGACAGCUGUUUGUAUGUGCACACUAUGGACUAGGGAAUAAGGAGCCAACUCCUGCCCAAUAUAAAAAUAUGUAUUACCUAUGUACAGGAAAAACGUACAUCGUGCAGUUUAUAUCAUGCAGUUUUUAACACACACGGGGAGCUUCUUCCUUCCACGACAACCAAAUACGGUCAAGUUAGUUUUCUGUAUGUUUUAUAAACAUGGAUUGUAUUGGUUUUCCUUAUGAUCAGCCUGUGUGUGUCAUAAUCUGCAAUUCGGGAAGAUUUUUUUUUUCUUCAUAAUUUUCUUUGGAAUCUUCCUUUUGAGACAAAAAUCAUUCGUUUGUUUUUAAUGCUGUGAAUAUCUGAUCUGUAUAUGUAUGUUAGGCUUUAUCCAUAUACAGCUUUUACAAUUCUUAAUGUAGUGAAGAUAAUAUGAUGUACGCUUGUACAAUAUCCAACUCAAAACGCCCCCCCCCUUGCAAUGUUGUUGGGAUUCGAUUUCAUAAAUAAAAAUGUCGAUAAUGUCAAAAUUCUGCAGAUUUUUCAGCCUUGUUAAACACAUAGCUGCAAACGGCUGCUGACCACCUGUGAUCGAUCAUUAGGUAGCUGUUAGGACAGCGGCCGGUGAACACACUCACAUGACUGGUCCAUCAGCAUAUCCCCAAAGCCCCUACAUUGACUUCAGGAUGUGGUUUGGUGUGUUUUGAAAACCUUUUCUUCCCUGCAGCACAUUCCAUUAUCAGAUCAGGAAGGUCAUGUGCAUCUCACUCAUGUUGUAUGCUUGUUGUCAAUUGAAUUUCUGAGUGUUAUUAUUUUUUGGAUUUUUUUUUUUGCUCUCAGGCACAUGUUAAAGCCAAUUUCUCUUGCAGAGUUAGAUUUUAGCCUUUUCUCUCUUCGCCUCAAAAACCUUGUAAAUGAUGUAUUUCUAUUAUGUAACAAUGCUCUGUAACACACAUUUGCCAUCCAUAUAGCAGUAAAGAAAUGUUUAGUUUCAUUGCACUAUGGUGUUCUGACAAUGACUAUAGAAAGUGUCUUUAAACGUUUGCCAAUGAUACCAAAAGCAUCAUGAAAUACGGAGGAAAAAAAUUGUAUUAAUAUCUGAAGAAGUUACUGGUGAAAGACUGACAAGCCUUUACUGUAUGUGCCAAUUAUCAGCUUUUAUGUUCCGACAUCCCUUCUUUUUCAACCUCUUUAUCCUUUUAUCGGUCUGAGAUGAAUAGUUCACUUUAAAGGAACUCUCAGCAGCUCCAGAGUUUUGAAUGUCUGCACUAAGUGCAUUGUAUUUGCCUGUUUAAAAAAAAAAGGAAUACAUAUGUUUUAUUACUCAAGCAUGUAACAGUUUGUAAUACUGAAGGUUUCUUGAAUAUGUAAUUGACAACCUUCUAGUGCCAACAUAUCACACUGGUAUCAGAGGACAACUUUUUAAAUAGCAAGGAGACCAGCUCAGCUUGCCUUGUUUGAAUAUAGUGAUGGUGUUCCUCCUCCCUGGCCUUGGUUUUAAGGUAGUGAUGGUGCACCGCCUCUCUGACAUCGUCGUUCCUGUCACGGGAGAGGUUUAGCAGAGAGAUCCUUUAUUCUUUGGUUUGUAUGUCAACUUUCAAGAUAGCUCCCAGUAUAUAUUCCAGUAUACCUGAAGUGUUUCCUUUCCAUCUGUGCAGACAGAGUCAGCUCAGCUGGCUUUUCGAGGAACGGGGGGGGGGGGGGAUGACUGACGCACCCUUGAUAUUCAAACAGGGUUUUUGACUUCUUUAUUUUUUUAAUUUUAUUUUAUUUUUUUUGUAUUUGUACAGUCAUGUCGUUCAACCACUGCAGUCAUUGUAAUUCUUGUACAAGUUGUAUCACUGGUUGUUGUACCAUAUCUGACAUUUGUAAUUAUGAAAUAAUACACUGCCGUUUGUAUAAAA
Lampris incognitus (smalleye Pacific opah) is the source of this 5908-nucleotide messenger RNA. RefSeq names its product G protein-coupled receptor kinase 4 (gene grk4). NCBI's taxonomy places the organism in Eukaryota, Metazoa, Chordata, Actinopteri, Lampriformes, Lampridae. The transcript is spliced from 16 exons. The record is from RefSeq and is a predicted model, not a curated record. Gene Ontology annotation, molecular function: ATP binding; G protein-coupled receptor kinase activity. The coding region runs from base 297 to 2015 and encodes 572 amino acids. Gene Ontology annotation, cellular component: cytoplasm. Gene Ontology annotation, biological process: regulation of signal transduction; signal transduction; protein phosphorylation.